AAACCGAUCCAACUUCAAUGUCCCAGAUAAGCCAAAGCAGAACACCCCCUCUCUCUCUAAAUCCAUGUCAAAUCCCGGCGAAUCUACCCGAAAUCCGACGGGAUUUUCCGUCCCAAUAAGUAACACAGACCCUCGAGUCCCACUCCUGAACCUCUCAGCUGUCCGUACGAGAAUGGAUUCACUUCAGCAAUUCCUAUCAGAAUCAGUCAACAACAACACUUUAAUCGGAAAGGAUCAGAUGGACAUGGUCUCUUCCGAGAUCUCCUCAGCCAUACAUGAAAUCAUUGUCAACGCUGCUGCUCUUCUCUCUUGUAACAGCAGUAGCUCACAACCCUUUACGCCUCAGCCGCCGGUGGAUAGUACUGCAAUAAAAAAGGCCCAAGUUUUGAAAGUAGAAAAUAAAGAAGAGGACAGUGAAGUCGUAGAACUUGAUGCGGUAGAAUUGCUCGCCGAGCAUGUUCAUUUUUGUGAGAUUUGCGGAAAAGGGUUUAAAAGAGAUGCGAAUUUGCGUAUGCAUAUGCGUGCGCAUGGGAAUCAGUUCAAAACCCUUGAGGCACUAGCUAAGCCUGAUAAGGGUAAUGAAACGAUAUCAGCUUCCUUUGCGGGGAAGACAAAGUUUUCUUGCCCUUUUGAAGGUUGUAAUAGGAAUAAGAAACAUGGUAAGUUCAAGCCAUUGAAGUCGGUGAUUUGUGUAAGAAAUCAUUUUAAGAGGAGUCAUUGUCCGAAGAUGUAUUCUUGUAAUCGGUGCAACAAGAAGAGUUUUUCGGUUGUUACGGAUCUGAAGAGUCAUUUGAAACAUUGUGGGGAGUCGAGAUGGAAGUGUUCUUGCGGGACAAGUUUUUCGAGGAAGGAUAAGUUGUUUGGUCAUAUGGCUUUGUUUGAAGGACACAUGCCUGCUGUUGCUGGUGAAGAGGAGGAUAGUAAGGCCAAGGAGGUGGGAGUUGGCGGCGCGGUGGAUAUGGAGGAGGAUGAAGAAGAAGAAUCGGUUGUAAAGGGAGAUAAUUUGGGUGGGGAUUGUAAUGAUAAUGAGUUUUUUGAGGGAUUGCUUGAUGGGUUUUGUUCCAUGGAGGGGUAUAGCUUGCAGGAUGUAUUGGGGUCUCCUUUUAGUGGAAUCGAGGAGUUUUCUGGUCUCAGGCAUUGAUCGAUCAGGUAUAUUUUCUCUGUUUUUUUUUUUUUGGUCAUUGUGUCUGUAUAUAUGUAUUGUAUUCUUUGUAACAAUAAGCACAUUAUCAGUCUUGUAGUUGAGAGCAUAGUAACAUACUGUAUUUUUUGCAGUAGCUAUGAUUUUUCUAUAUCACUUAUCAUUUCCAAUAAAAGUUUCCUGUUCUUUACUUA
This is a messenger RNA of Populus trichocarpa (black cottonwood), 1335 nucleotides long. RefSeq names its product protein SENSITIVE TO PROTON RHIZOTOXICITY 1. The transcript has a single exon. Gene Ontology annotation, biological process: response to acidic pH; response to aluminum ion. The record is from RefSeq and is a predicted model, not a curated record. Bases 65 to 1141 code for a protein of 358 amino acids. NCBI's taxonomy places the organism in Eukaryota, Viridiplantae, Streptophyta, Magnoliopsida, Malpighiales, Salicaceae.